Messenger RNA from Xyrauchen texanus (razorback sucker), 6418 nucleotides. Its product is annotated as eukaryotic translation initiation factor 4 gamma 3-like. The record is from RefSeq and is a predicted model, not a curated record. Gene Ontology annotation, cellular component: eukaryotic translation initiation factor 4F complex. Bases 425 to 5581 code for a protein of 1718 amino acids. NCBI's taxonomy places the organism in Eukaryota, Metazoa, Chordata, Actinopteri, Cypriniformes, Catostomidae. The transcript is spliced from 35 exons. Gene Ontology annotation, molecular function: mRNA binding; protein binding; translation initiation factor activity.
CAUGUUGAAGGGAAUCAUUACACUCCGUGGAGAGACUCUCGUCAAAGAGCAGUUGUAAACCAGGUGUUUUUCUUUUUCCUAGAGGGCACACCUGUCAAGAUCGCCCUGGCAUUAAGAGGCGACCUAGAUCCUCGGAAACCCCGACCGGGGAGGGGGAACAGCCUCCCCAACAUUUAGCAAUGAAGAUAAACCUCAAUAAGCGCUAGCCGGCUAAUUUUAGCCUGCUAUCAAUAAGCUAGCUAGCCUGUUAGCUCGAGCUUUUCUAUCCACUCAAAAACCGGCAACCUGCUCUUACAAGGCCGGGACUUCACGUAACUCACCAGCAAUAUUUUUUUACUUGCAUUGUUUUUACGCGCCUAAUCGCUAGCUAAUUUAUUACUGUAAAUAUCUGUAUAGCCGUGCGUUUGUUUUUAAUUUUUUUGCGAUGAGUUUGCCGCCGAAAGCGGUGCCUAAACCAGCCGCUGCCUCCGCUGGAAAUGGACCUGGAACCGGGCUGUCACCCUCGAGCCAGCUGCGGCCCCCUCUGCACCAAGUACCGCUACAGCCGGGGCCACCGGUGGCUCAGCACCCCCCGCCUGUACCGCAACCACCAAUUUUCCUUAAUUUCCCUCCUAGGACUUCCAGACUGCCGCUCUCCCUGGAAGAGCGAAUCUUCUCCACACAGCCUGUUGCUGCUGUGUACAGUGUUCAGAGAACCCCUGGCCCAUAUGACAUUAGUAAGGGACACACUAACCUAGUGGGCACACCGCCGGGUCACGCCUCUUCCCCCGGAUUCUCUCAGGUAUCAGUUUCAACAGUAUCCACUGCGCACCUGUAUGGUCACCCUAAAGGCUGGGAGGCAGGGGGAGGGUCUCCAUACACACCUGGACAGAAUGCCUGCACAACGCCUAUUGUCUACUCUUCGCCAACACAGCCAAUGAACACACAGCCUCAGAGCCGCCCAUUUGCCCCUGGGCCACGUCCUUCCCAUCACCAGGGAGGAUUCAGACCCAUUCAGUUUUUCCAGCGGACGCAUAUGCAAACAGCCCGGCACACCAUUCCAAGCAACAAUCCUCCCAUUCGGCCCACAUCACAGACCCCCACGGCAACGAUCUACCCCCCAAAUCAGCCCAUCAUGAUGACCAUGGCACCCAUGCCCUUCCAUUCACAGACAGGGCAGUACUACAUCCCGCAGUACCGUCACAGUGCUCCUCCAUAUGUGGGGCCUCCUCAACAGUACCCAGUUCAGCCCUCUGUCCCCAGUACCUUCUUUGCUGGACCCAGUCCAGGGGACUUCCCUGCACCUUAUGCUGGGCCUUCCUUCUAUCCUGGGCAGACAGUGUACACACCGUCUCCAUCCAUUAUAGUGCCACAACAACCCCAACCUACUAAAAGGGAAAAGAAAACAAUCCGCAUCCGAGACCCCAACCAAGGUGGCAAGGAUGUCACAGACGAGAUAUUGUCAGGAGUGGGCGGGAGUCGCAACCCAACCCCACCGGUUGGGCGGCCAUCCUCUACUCCUACUCCUCCACAGCUAAACAGCCAGGUAGCAGAUCACGGCCGCAUCAUGUUUAAUGUGGACACCACACAGCUACUUCCUGCACAAGUCGACUUGAAAGCAGAUGACAAGGCAAAAGUAGAGUUCGCUUCGCAAAGGUCUGCAUCUCCUGGACUGCGGAAGCCAGAGGCUGCUUUGGAAAGAAGAGAUCCCAGCAGCCCAGUCCAAACACCCUCUCCCCCACAGAAAACUGAGCUUCCCUCCACAGGCCCAGAAUUGGCCUCAAGUGUAGCUACAGCCCCCACUCCUUUCAUGCCUGCCUCAACAGUGGAAUCAGCUGAACCCUCAUGCCCCUCAGCUGAGCCCAGCCCUUCUAAAGCUAUCACACCAGAACCAGAGAAAUCCUCCUCAGAACAACCCUCACCUCAGAGCCUGUCCACAUCCCCAGCCCGGCCUGAAAAGGCAGUCAAUGGGCUGGCGGACACCGAUGCUGCUCCCUUAAGUGGGGACUUAGAAUCCCAACCCAGGGAAGUCGCUCCGUUGCUGGCUACUCCCAGCGUUAUCCAGUCCCAGACAGCCAGCACGGAGUGCAGCCCCAUCACGACCACACUGGAGGCAGAGUCUACAGAGGUAAAGGCUGAUAGUCCCUCGCCUCCUGUUGAAGACAGUGCUGGGUCUCCUGACGUCUCAUCCCUUCCUCGGACAACCUCUAUAACAACUGCUGCUAUCUCUGCCACACUUGCUCCACCUCCAGGCCUGACACACCCAUAUCAGGUUUCUGCAGGGUCAGGCCCAGUCAAGAGAUCCUCUAUAGGGUCAGAGCUCAAAGAACCAGGGAUGGAGACCGAGGCCUUGGCAGACAAGUGUGAUGAGCCCUUCUUGCAGUCCAGAAAAAGCUCAAAACAAGCUACAUCUAGUGCACCAAAGACCUGGAAGAAGCCAAAAGAGGACAUGCCUGUAGGUCUAGAUCAGUGUCCAGACAAAGAGGAGGACAUGGAUCGACCUGCUUGGGAGCCUGCUGCGGAGAGCCCUAGUCCUCCUCCUGUGGAGGUGGAGAGGAUGCCAUUAGUUGGAGCAGUGCUCGAGGAGAACGGAGAGCAGGAAGCAGAGACUCUGAGAAACGGGGCGGAUCAUGCCUCCGAAACCGAGAGCAGCGACAGUAUCCACCCGUCUGUAGUGAAAGAGCCAGUGAUCAAAGCAGCGGCAGAACUGGCAGAUAAUAAUGGAAAGAGGCUGUAUGAUAGAAACUUCCUGUUGGGCUUCCAGUUCAUGCCUGCAUGUGUGCAGAAACCCGAGGGGCUUCCUCCCAUUUCUGAUGUUGUUUUAGAUAAGAUUAACCAAAAUAAGCUGACCAUGCGGCCAGUAGACCCACGUGUGACCUCCAGAGGCCCAGACUUCACACCAGCGUUUGCCGAUUUUGGCCGACAGAUUCCAGGGGGCAGAGGAUCACCGCUGCUGAAUGUAAGCAUGCGACGACCACCUGCACGCAAGAUUAUUACAAACGUUUCUGUGAAUGUUGACGUGCAGCUCAAGACAGCAGAAAAUGCCUGGAAGCCUGGCUUGAAGCGGGACAGCGUCACUGAAGAUUCAGAGUCCCUGAAAACUCAGGAGCUUUUCCGAAAAGUGCGUAGUAUCCUCAACAAAUUGACGCCACAGAUGUUCAACCAGCUGAUGAAGCAGGUGACUGACCUUACCAUUGACACAGAAGAACGACUCAAGGGUGUCAUAGACCUGGUCUUUGAGAAAGCCAUCGAUGAACCCGGCUUCUCAGUUGCCUAUGGCAACAUGUGCAGCUGUCUGGCCACGUUAAAAGUGCCCAUGAUGGAUAAGCCCAACAACACUGUGAAUUUUCGGAAGCUGCUGCUGAACCGCUGUCAGAUGGAGUUUGAGAAAGACAAGGUGGAUGAUGAUGAUUUUGAGAAGAAACACAGGGAGCUGGAGGAAGCUACCUCAGAUAUCGAGCGGGAGAGGCUACGGGAGGAGCUGGAAGAGGCGAAGGACAAGGCUCGCAGACGCUCCAUUGGUAACAUUAAGUUCAUUGGCGAGCUCUUCAAACUGCGGAUGCUGACGGAGGCCAUUAUGCAUGACUGUGUGGUCAAGUUGCUGAAGAACCAUGACGAAGAGUCACUCGAGUGCCUCUGUAGACUGCUCACCACAAUUGGCAAGGACCUGGACUUUGAGAAAGCUAAGCCACGAAUGGAUCAGUACUUCAAUCAAAUGGAGAAGAUCGUAAAGGAGAGAAAGACUUCCUCUCGCAUUCGCUUCAUGCUGCAGGAUAUCAUUGACCUGCGAUUGCACAAUUGGGUGUCUCGGAGAGCUGACCAGGGCCCCAAGACCAUCGAGCAGAUCCACAAGGAGGCAAAGUUGGAGGAGCAGGAGGAACAGAGGAAGGUCCACCAGCAACUGCUGUCCAAGGACAAUAAGAGGAGACCAGUGGUGCAGAGAGGAGAGGAGACCUGGAGCACUGUGCCUAUGACUAAGAACAGCAGGACUAUAGACCCAGCUAAGAUUCUCAAAAUCUCCAAGCCAACACUAGAUGAGAAGAUUCAACUGGGACCAAGAGCUCAGCUGAACUGGAUGAAGGGCAGCAGUGGAGGGGCAGGAGCCAAGGCCAGUGAGUCAGAUGUCUCUCACCCCAGUGCCACCAGUUUGAACCGUUACUCACCCCUGCAACAAUCAGCCCAACCAGCCUCCUCUUUACCCUCUACAUCCCCAGACUUUAAUGCCAGGAGAGUUCCCAGCAGUCGUGGAAGCUCAAAUGACAAGCCAUUGAGCACGGAUCCCACUCAGACAGGGACCCUCUCAGUGGGUAGCAGCAAUAAGGAGGCCCCUAAGGAGUCGGUGCAGGAGGUGUCCUGCAGAGACUUAAGUGCCUCAGACACGCCCAAGCUGACCGCCAGCACUGCGGACAAGAGCAUACUGGAGCGUAGCCAAUCCAGGGAGUCUGCAAUUAAACUUGAAGCACUUUCAGGUUCCUCUCCAGACAAGCUUUCAUUAACAGAAGAGGAGAUGGAGAGGCGGUUCAAGUCAAUUAUUGAUGAGUUUUUGCACAUUACUGAUUACAAGGAGGCAGUGCAGUGUGUGGAGGAACUGGAGCAGCCUGCCAUGCUGUAUGUGUUUGUACGGGUGGGUGUGGAGUCAACGGUGGAGAGGAGUCAGAUCACACGAGACCACAUGGGUCAGCUGCUCUACCAGCUACUGCAGGCUGGAAGCCUCUCGAAACCUCAGUUCUUUAAAGGGUUCUCUGAAACUCUUGAAUUUGCAGAUGAUAUGGCCAUUGAUGUUCCUCAUAUAUGGCUGUAUCUUGCAGAACUGGCAACCCCUGUGCUUCGAGAGGGGGGAAUCUCUAUGAGAGAAUUAUUUAGUGAAUUUAGUAAACCAUUACUCCCUGUGGGAAGAGCUGGGAUAUUAUUUUCUGAAAUAUUGCACCUUCUAUGCAAAUAUAUGAGCCGUAGGAAAGUGGGAUCAUUAUGGAGGGACUCUGGGUUGAGCUGGGCAGAUGUUAUACCUGAAAAAGAGGAUGUCCACAGCUUCAUCACAGAACAUAAACUAGACUUCACAAUUUCUGAUUGUUUAAACCCAGCCGAGGCUGUCUCUAAGAGAACACUCUCACCUGAGGAACUGAAUAAGCAACUUGAAAAACUACUACUUGAGGACAUGGCUGGCGAUGAACAAAUCUUUGACUGGGUUGAGGCUAAUCUAGAUGAAUCAGAUAUGAGUUCACCUUCUUUCCUUAGAGCUUUAAUGACUGCUGUGUGCAAAGCAGCAGUGAAAACCGAGGGCUCCUCCUGCAAAGUGGACACGCCCAUAAUCCAGAAGAGAUUGCCUGUAUUACACAAGUACCUUAACUCGGACACAGAGAGACAGUUGCAAGCACUUUAUGCACUUCAAGCAUUGAUAGUAAAACUGGACCAGCCUCCUAAUUUGCUCCGGAUGUAUUUUGACUGUUUGUAUGAUGAGGAUGUGAUAUCUGAAGAUGCAUUUUAUAAGUGGGAAAAUAGUAAAGACCCCGCUGAACAGCAAGGCAAGGGUGUGGCCCUGAAGUCAGUCACUGCCUUCUUCACGUGGUUGCGUGAGGCAGAAGAAGAGUCAGAGGACAACUGAUGAGGGGAGAAAUGGACACAUUUUCCAGUUAGUGCUGAAGAGACAAUUAGUUGCUGAAACAAUAACCGCAUCAAAUUAAAAUGCAACAUAAGCAACACAUCAUGCAUCAGUUGGAUGGAGUUCAGCAAGAAUUCGAUUGGUACGGUUAUUGACAUGCAGCGACCUUAUGACUUACAGUUGCUGGAGCACUAAAACAUUUAUUAUUGUAUUUAUAGAAAUGUUGCAUUUAAGUUUUUUUAUUAUUUUGUUACUUUUUAAGGAAAUACUUUAAUAAUACAAAUUGCAACAAUAAAGCAAAACAUAAGUUCAGACCUGUUAAUUUAUUUUUUGUAAGAGCAGCAGACACAAAAUGGUAUUUAACAUUUGCAGACAGCCACAAUGAGAGUUAAACAGUGGAUAGAGUAAUAAUGUUAAUAAUUGUACUAUUAAUUUAAUGGCAAUAGCAAUUAUUAAACAACCUCCUUGAUUUUUAAACUGUUCAAUUAUGGUCAAUAACCAUUUAUUUGGUUGAGGAUAGACAUGACCAGGUUUUGAAAGGAGGAUCUCCGUUUUAGUACAUCAGUACUAAAGUGUUUAGUACAUGUUGAAGGUUAUUUUUGAUAUAUAACCAUACCAAUUGUUCCUCUGCUUCAGCUUGCUCUAUGUGAAACAUUUAAUCUGGCAGAAACUUGCAGAAAUAUGCAUUCAGGGGACUGCUGGAGUCAUAGAAGAAAAGCUUAGAAUGUGUCUACAAGCAAAUGGCAAAGUAUACAAGCCAAUAAGGAAAUGUUACUGAACCUAAAGUGCUUGUUAUUCUUCAUACUGAUAGAGCAAAUUUAAAGCUUGUAAAUAAAGACA